Molecule: messenger RNA, 410 nt
Organism: Anopheles maculipalpis
Lineage: Eukaryota; Metazoa; Arthropoda; Insecta; Diptera; Culicidae
Exons: 4
Coding region: 41-370 (109 amino acids)
Cellular component (GO): extracellular region
Molecular function (GO): peptidase inhibitor activity
Source: RefSeq, a predicted model, not a curated record
AACCGUUUUUCGAUCGUUUCAGUACACCACUUGAAUCAACAUGGCUAAACUCGCCCUAAUUGCUCUGGCCCUAGCGCUGUGUGUCGUCAUCGUGAGUGCUGCUGGCGAUGAGUGUCCGCUAGCGUCCAAAGUGGGAUCCUGCUCGCCAACCUGUCUGACCGAUCGUGAUUGUGCUAGCAUCGGUGGCAAAUGCUGCGCCAACUCCUGCAAUCGCAAAUCCUGCGUCGAACGAAGCAAGCUGAAGCAGAGCACUGACAAAUAUAGUAGCAAUUCCGGUUCGGGCGCAUACUGUGGCAGCUCCAAGUGCAACUCGUUCGAAAAAUGUGGUACCGAUCCAACUACCAAGAAGCAGAAAUGUGUCCGUGCGUGAUGAGCGAAAUGGAAGUGCAUCUUAAGUUGUGUGCGUGUGU